AACACCCUUUAGUUUCAUCAGAGAGUAAAAAAGGAAGUUAUACCAUCCUUCUUUUCUCCCAAGUCAGACUACCUUAAAUUAAAACCCUCUCACCCUAAAAACCCUAGCCGAUCCGACUACAACUAUCUCCGAUUGAAAUAAGAAAAGAAGAAGAAGAAUAGAUGAAGGAAGAUGGAGGACCAGCAUCAAAAGCUCGUCCUCCUCACACAGAGCUAUAUGCUUUACUGAACAUAUCUCCAGAAGCUCCAGAUGAUGAAAUUAGAAAAGCAUAUCGUCAAUGGGCUCAAAUCUAUCACCCUGAUAAAUAUCAAUCUGAUCAGAUGAAAGAUACAGCUACACAAAACUUUCAAAGGAUAUGUGAAGCAUAUGAAAUUUUAACAGAUGAGAAUAAGAGACAGAUUUAUGAUAUAUAUGGUAUGGAAGGAUUGAAUUCUGGUUUAGAACUUGGACCUAAACUUAGUAAAGCUGAUGAAAUUAAAGAGGAGAUUGAGAGAUUAAAACGACGAAAGGAAGAAGAAGAGAUUUCAUCUCAUGUUCGACCUUCGGGAUUAGUUCUUGCUGACAUGUCUUUGCCGCAGUUUCUAGAUGGCGGUGGCAUCAUGCAGGGGAUGGCAAUGUCCAGUGAAGUUCAAUCCCAAAUAUCAAAGCGGAAUGCUAUAGCAAUUGGUGGAAAUCUGAGUGUUAAUAACAAUUCUGGUGGUGGAUUUGCUACUGCAGUAUUGAGACAUCAGGUUUCCUCCGUUGCUUCGGCGGAGUUCACGGUUUCAGCUGGUCUGCGAGCGUUAAUUGGGGCACAGAUGACACGCCAACUGUCGGUUCACUCAAGUGCAACAAGUGGUAUUGCUGUUUCCUUGAGAGAUGGCUCAGUCAAUCUAUCUAAUGCGUGGACUCGGCAGCUCUCUGAGACAUCAAGUGGAAAUAUACAACUUUCUUUAGGCGUGGAAUCUUCCAUUGCUGUUGGAUGGCAAAAGAAGGAUGAGAAAACAUCUGCUACUGGAGAACUUAAGUUUGGGACAAGCUUUAUCGGGGCUUCAGGUCAAUAUACUCGGCAUUUCUCUUCCAAAUCUCAUGGUCGGAUAGCAGGGAAAAUUGGAAGCACUGCUCUCGAGUUUGAAGUUGGGGGUGGGAGGAAAUUAUCAGAUUUCAGCUCUGUCCGGUGGUUUUAUACAAUAGGGAUUCAGGGGGUUUCGUGGAGAUUCGAAUUCCACCGUGGAGGCCAAAGGCUACUUAUUCCUAUACUGCUCUCAAGUGAGUUGACUGGGGGAUUCACAGCUGGUGCAUUGGUGCUUCCAACAUCGCUUUAUUUUCUCCUCAAGACAUUUGUUCUCAAACCUUAUUUCCUCAAAAGGGAGCGCAGAAAAGCAUUGGAUAAGUUGGAACAAUCUUCAGCUCAGGUCAGGGAGGCAAGGGAAAAAGCUGAUAAAGCUCAGCAGUUAUUAUUAAAUGUGGCCACUAGGAAGACAACAAAGCAACUAGAAAAAAACGGGUUGGUAAUUAUCAAAGCGUUGUAUGGAAAUCGUAAAGCUUUCAAAGGGAGUGAAUCACAAGAAGUAGAAGAGGAGGUAGCUUCCCAAAUCCUGGAUGUCACCUUACCUCUGAACUUUUUGGUAACUGAUUCGGGCCAACUCAAGCUACAUCCAGGUGUGAAGAAGUCGGGCAUUAUGGGCUUCUGUGAUCCUUGUCCUGGAGAACCUAAGCAAUUGCAUGUGGAGUACACCUAUGGUGGUGACAGAUAUGAGGUUUUAGUCGACGACUACGCUGAACUGGUGUUGCCCCAGACAGAACACAGAAUAUAAUUUAGAUCAGUGUUAUAGGGAAAAAAGCAAAAUUGUAUCACAGAAAAGCUGACAUUAUUUUAUUUGAUCUAUUUCUUUUGACUUCAAGUUAACAAAGGAGAAAGAUAAAAGAAGUUGUCUUUCCACAAGCUUCUUUUUACUUUUCAGAUAACUUGAGGUAUGGUAGGAUUAGAGUUUGACCCUAUGUUGUGUACAUUAGUUGAACUUCAGUUCCAUUUUUGUGUAAUUACAUAUUUUGAAACUUCAAGCUCCAAAAAGUUUUACUCCGUUUUCA
Molecule: messenger RNA, 2070 nt
Organism: Papaver somniferum (opium poppy)
Lineage: Eukaryota; Viridiplantae; Streptophyta; Magnoliopsida; Ranunculales; Papaveraceae
Product: chaperone protein dnaJ 13-like
Exons: 12
Coding region: 162-1796 (544 amino acids)
Source: RefSeq, a predicted model, not a curated record